Molecule: messenger RNA, 540 nt
Organism: Mytilinidion resinicola
Lineage: Eukaryota; Fungi; Ascomycota; Dothideomycetes; Mytilinidiales; Mytilinidiaceae
Exons: 4
Source: RefSeq, a predicted model, not a curated record
GUUCGGCCGGUUACAAACAGGGACAUCGGGCUGAAAGUGCUUUGCAAGGCACCAGCGGAAGCAGCCCAGAGCACCGACAUUGUCGCAAUCCACGGCCUCGGAGCCCAUCCGGACGACGCUUGGUGCAAAAAUGACGGCACGACGGAGGAGCCGGAAUGGGUCAACUGGCUUAUCGAGGACGAUAUGCUGCCAGCAGUAGCACCCCAUGCGCGCAUCAUGCGAUAUGGAUACCAGUCGGAGUGGUUUGGGAAAGAGGCGAUGCAGCAGAAUGUGUCGACGGUGGCAGAUCGGUUGCUACGAGCCUUGCGGCGGAAAAGAGAGGAAUUUCCGUUCCGCCCACUGCUCUUUAUCGCGCACUGCUUUGGCGGGUUGGUCGUGCUAAAGGCAUUACUGGAAGCCGAACAAUACAAGAGCGAGUGGCCUGGCGUAUUUGCAUCGACCACUGGCCUGAUCUUCUUCGGCACUCCGUUUCGAGGGGCGGAGGGAAUGAGCCAAAUGGAGAUGCUUGAGGCGGCGCGGAGGGAAUAUCAUGAGGAUGAG